This is a messenger RNA of Trichoderma atroviride IMI 206040, 1482 nucleotides long. RefSeq lists its product as uncharacterized. NCBI's taxonomy places the organism in Eukaryota, Fungi, Ascomycota, Sordariomycetes, Hypocreales, Hypocreaceae. The record is from RefSeq and is a predicted model, not a curated record.
AUGGACGGUGCAAAGGAUGAGGUUGCCGUUGCAGAGGCGCAGCCGCAACACCAGCGGCUGUCCACAUGGCGAUACAACUCGCCAUUCGUCCAGACCAUCAUCAUGGGUUUCGUCCUCUUCUGCAAUCCGGGCACAUAUCUCGCCAUCACGGGUCUCGGCGCAGGAGGCAAGCAGCCGCAGCUGAUUGGCAUCGUCAACCAGGCAAACGUCAUUCUCUACUGCUUGUUCGGCGCGUCGGGUAUUCUGGGCGGCAGCAUCAUCAACAAGAUUGGACCGCGAUGGGCACUGAUGAUUGGUGCCACGGGGUAUCCAAUGUACGCAGGAUCUCUAUGGUGGAUUGACAAGGGCCAAGGCAGCUGGUUUGUUCUGUUUGGCGGUACUUGGCUGGGUCUCUCCGCGGGUCUUCUCUGGUCUACUCAAGGUUACAUCACCACAUGCUAUCCUACCGAGGCCGAAAAGGGAAAAUACAUUGCGACGUCGUGGGUUCUCAAUGCAUCGGGCUCGAUUGUUGGAGCUGCCAUCGUUCUGGGAGUCACCGUCAACAACACCUCCGUCUCCGGAGUGCCCUCAUCCGUCUACACCGUCUUCAUCUGCCUCGAAUGCGCUGGUCUCCUGAUUGCUGGCUUGCUCCUGGACCCGUCAAAGAUCCGACGCAAUGACGGCCGCCCCAUUGCGUCGUUUACACCGCUUCCAUGGUAUCAGGAGCUCAAGGCACUUGGCAUGACUCUGCUGGAGCCCAAGAUGGCGCUCAUCACACUGUCCAUUUACAGCAGCGAGAUGUACCUGUCACUGACGGGAGCAUUCAAUGCGUGGUACUUUAAUGCCAGGACACGAUCCCUUGCCAACUUUUGCUACUGGAUCUUCCAAGUUCUGGGAGCCCUCGCCAUUGCAUGGAUCUGCGAUGCCAAGAUGUUUGGCUCACGUCGUCAACGAGCCUAUGUUGCCGGAGCCUUUGUCGCCGUCAUCAUUGGAGGAACCUGGAUCGCCAUGGUUUCGUUCCUCUCCGUCAACGACAUCGACCGCACCCUGACGCCCCGAGCGGUGGACUGGACCGAGACAUCAAAGUUUGCCGGACCCUUUGUCAUCUACAUCUUCUUUGGAGCCUGCUACCCCAUCUUCCAGAACUUCCACCACUGGACCUACAGCACCUUUUCCAACGAGCCGCACGUUUUGGCACGCUACAGCGGUUAUUUCAAGGGCUUCCAGGCAUUCGGCACCGCCACGGCGUUUGGAAUCGACACCCACAGCGUGCAGUUUAUCCGAGAGGCGGGCGCUUACUUUGGCAUGAUGAUUGUGGGCUUGUGUCUCACCAUGGUUGCCAUUUCUCUGUACACAACAGACACGCGGUACGGACAGGAGGAGGGCGUCGUGAUUCCCGAGGCGUUUGAUGAGGUGGUCGAAGUGCACCACGAACAGGUUCAGGAGCAAGUUCACGAAAAGGCUGUUGACCCGAGCGAGUCUGCAGGCUCACAAAAGGAGUAG